AAGGGCAAGACCAUUAUGCAGUGUCCGGGGAAAAGAGAGGCAGUAUAUAAGGUGUGGCUCGCUGUUGACAGAAGUCGUACUGGACGCCUGUGCAAGUGCAGCAACUAUGGUGAGACUCCACCCCGAUACUGCGGUGACUUUAUGUUUUAUAGUAAGUUCUCGCUGUUGAUGUUGGUGGUGGAGGGACUACUCUCAGCUCCUCUGAUCUCAGCACAGAUGGGGCCGCCCUGCGACGACUCCAUAUCAGAACAGUGUCACAUGCCAGAUGACACAGAACCUCAGUAUUUUCCUGUGGAGGACAACUGCAGUCAGUACUGUGAAUGCUCGGACGGAGUCGCUUACCUCCUCAGCUGCGCACCUGGUACGUUCUUCGACGUUCACCUUAAUAUUUGCAACUGGUCAUACCUUGUAGACUGUGGCGAUCGCUCUACGGUAACCAGCACCCCGACCACCAGCACAACUACCACCCCCAGCGUCCGCCCACCACCAACAACAGACGCAUGGGAAGCAUCGACAUUCGCAGAGUACUGAAGCCCCCAUUAAACUCUGAUGUGUUGACGGUGAGCGACUGGGUAUUACCACUCAUAGGAAAAGGAAUUAUCAGGAGAGGAAAGCGCCAAGUCAUUACGGCUAUAUAGCACUUGGAAAAGGUCAGGAUAAGGAUUUGGGAUGAGACGGGGGGAAAGACAUGGUGCUCAACCACUUGUGGACGGUCGGGGAUUGAACGCCAACCUGCAUGAAGCGAAAUCGUCGCUCUUCCGUCCAGCCCAAGUGGUUGGGCUCGCGCAUAGGAAAGAAGAACAUAGUAAUUCCAUCAUUGAACAACAAAUUCGCUUCCAGUCAACAAGAGAGUUAUACAACGCCAUACACCAGCACGCCAUACAUGGCCACACACUAUUGUAGAGCAAUCAUGAACCUUCUUCAUUUUUAUAACAAUAUAUAUAUAUGUAUAAUAAAUCGUUCUGUAAAU
This is a messenger RNA of Procambarus clarkii (red swamp crayfish), 970 nucleotides long. The record is from RefSeq and is a predicted model, not a curated record. Lineage: Eukaryota; Metazoa; Arthropoda; Malacostraca; Decapoda; Cambaridae.